AUGGGCGCCGAAAACGCUUUUGGGGGUAUCAGGCCCCCAGGACUCAAAAUCUCUGCCGCCCCAAAAAAAACAUUCACGUACUUUAUCUCACCUCAUACGACCUUGACGUCACGCCCAAUGGAAGAACCACACUCCUAUUCCACUGACGUCACAACGAAGAGAGACAUUUGGGCGUGGGGGAGAACCGGGGGGCAGGCGGGGGGUCCCAGCAAACGCCAGAAGGGGGAGGCCCAAAUUCGAACUCGCAUCCCGAAACCAAACCGGGCCUUUAAGAAAGAAAACCAAAGGCGCCGGGGUUUCUGCUGGUGCUCCUGUGUUUCCCACCCCUUUGCUCGGCCGGGCUGGGAAAUUUUGGAACCUCUCAGCCCUAAGCCUAAAGCGCGGACCAUGAACUCGCACCGGACCCAAAAGCGCAGCGCCCCCAGGACCCCCUUGGGGCCCAGACCCAACGACCCAAGAUGCACCCCCCGGACAUCACCAGGCCGACCAAAAGGCGGUCAAAUAUUUGAAAAAGGAUUGCCGGGGGCCCCCCUGCCCUUUUGGCCAUUCCCGGGCUGCCAGGGCCCCCUUUGGGGCCCCAAAAGACGUGACCAUACCAUCUCACCCCUACCCGCCUCCUCCGUCCUCCCAGAGCGGCUGUUGGCGUGCGUCUGCAACACGAACGAGUGUCUGCACGAAGGCACCACCACCUGCCACACGAAGGCCCAUUGCUACUCCCAGCGGUGGGAUCAGAGGGAUGACUCGCAGCCCGUCGUCAGAGGCUGCAUGACUGCGGGUUCCCUCUUGUGCAUGAACCAGCGCCCGAGAGGUCAUAACGGGUCAUGGCCAUUCCUGAACUGUUGUGAUACGUAUAUGUGUAACAGAGAUGUAUCACCCACGCUUCCGUCGCCCGCCCUGACUCUCGCGCGCCGCCAGGACGUCAAUGCAGAGAGUCCGCCGAAUUCCCUGGAGCGCCUCGGAGUGUCCAGCGUCGAGGAAUUCCGCAAGAAAUACGACCAGACUGGCCCCGAGUGCGACCAGUCCAAGCUCACUAUGCUGUACCUCGGCGUGACUGGGGCCGCCCUCAUCCUCAUGGUCAUCAUCACGGUCGUGGGUUCAUUCAUCCUUCUGAGUUAUAGAAAGAAGUACAUCCGAGCCCCCUGCGAUCCCCCGGAGGCGCCGCGUGUGAAGAGCCAUCAUGUACCGCUGUUCCUUCAGACAAACGCUUAGCCUUUGUACAUUUUAUUUGACUUUCCUUGAAUCAGAUAGCCUGAGCACUCCACUCCUGCUUUCUCUUAGGUGCUGCAGAAAUAAAUAUCUUUUAGAAAAGUUCCUAGUAAUGAUAUUAGCAAGUGAUGAGGAUAUCACUGUUUUUUUUUGUAUCUAAAUCUCUUAUACUGGAUAUCUGAUGAGUACAAAUCUGUGUGGUGUUGAGGAAAACAAAUGUGUAAAACUUUAUUAAAAUGGUAGACAAAUAACAGGGGUUGCCUUUUACUGUGAAUGGCUGCUGAUAUAAACAAAUUAUUUUUU
Penaeus monodon (black tiger shrimp) is the source of this 1509-nucleotide messenger RNA. RefSeq lists its product as uncharacterized. NCBI's taxonomy places the organism in Eukaryota, Metazoa, Arthropoda, Malacostraca, Decapoda, Penaeidae. The record is from RefSeq and is a predicted model, not a curated record. The transcript has 7 exons. Bases 1 to 1209 code for a protein of 402 amino acids.